Molecule: messenger RNA, 982 nt
Organism: Podarcis raffonei (Aeolian wall lizard)
Lineage: Eukaryota; Metazoa; Chordata; Lepidosauria; Squamata; Lacertidae
Gene: NECAP1
Product: NECAP endocytosis associated 1
Exons: 8
Coding region: 16-924 (302 amino acids)
Biological process (GO): endocytosis
Cellular component (GO): membrane; clathrin vesicle coat
Source: RefSeq, a predicted model, not a curated record
GCGCCAGGGGUUAAGAUGGCGCCCGCCAGGGCUUCGGCGAACGUGAUAGGCCGCGUCCCCUCGCCCGCGCCGCUGCCCCAAUCAAAGGCGGCGCUGGAAGCGCGCGGGGCUGCCGCCCUCCCUCCCUCCCUCCCGCUCCGCGUCCCAGAGUCGCGAGGAUGGCGGCGGCGGCGGCGGCGCCCGAGGGCUUCUGACUGGAAACUGGACCAGCCGGACUGGACAGGACGCCUCCGCAUUACCUCUAAAGGCAAAGUUGCAUAUAUAAAACUAGAGGACAAAGUUUCAGGGGAGCUUUUUGCUCAGGCUCCAAUAGAUCAAUAUCCUGGCAUUGCUGUGGAGACUGUGACUGAUUCCAGUCGGUACUUUGUCAUCCGGAUUCAGGAUGGGAAUGGGCGAAGCGCUUUCAUUGGCAUUGGCUUUGGAGACCGGGGAGAUGCGUUUGACUUCAAUGUUUCCUUGCAGGAUCACUUCAAGUGGGUGAAACAAGAGACGGAAAUCUCCAAGGAGUCCCAGGAAAUUGACAGCCGUCCCAAGCUUGACCUAGGGUUUAAGGAAGGACAGACAAUUAAAUUGAACAUUGGGAACAUGCCAACGAAGAAAAGUGGGUCAGCCAAGCCACGUCCAGCUGGAUCAGGGGGACUAAGCCUGCUCCCGCCACCUCCUGGGGGCAAAAUUGUACCUCCUCCCAUGCCACCUCCUUCCUCAACUGCUAUUUCCAAUCAUGUUACACCGCCGCCGGUGCUGAAAUCCAGCAAUGUGGGCAACGCAGAUAUCCUGCUAGACUUCGAUUUAACACCUCCUGUUUCAAAGGUGCCUGCGCCUGCUGUGGUCCCAGCCACCACAGACCUCUGGGGAGACUUCAACACUGCGUCCAGCACAGUUCCCAGCCAAUCGCCCCAGGCACCCAAUUGGGUCCAAUUCUGAAAGAAUCUGAGUUGGUGACGUAGGAAUGGACCAAUGACAGAGACUCAAGGCGCCUGAA